Portunus trituberculatus (swimming crab) is the source of this 3809-nucleotide messenger RNA. Its product is annotated as serine/threonine-protein kinase MARK2-like. The coding region runs from base 674 to 3292 and encodes 872 amino acids. Lineage: Eukaryota; Metazoa; Arthropoda; Malacostraca; Decapoda; Portunidae. Gene Ontology annotation, cellular component: cytoplasm. The transcript has 21 exons. Gene Ontology annotation, biological process: intracellular signal transduction; microtubule cytoskeleton organization; protein phosphorylation. Gene Ontology annotation, molecular function: protein serine/threonine kinase activity; tau-protein kinase activity; ATP binding. The record is from RefSeq and is a predicted model, not a curated record.
ACCCAUCACCUGCAGCCCAACGUGAGACCCCACCCAUCGCCCACUUCGCCUGGAUAAAAGGGAUAAAAAUGUACAUAUGCGUGGCCACGACCAUCUGGAAUAAAGAUAGAAUGGAUAUAUGUGGUGGAAGGUGGUAGUUUUCUCAAGAGUGUGUGGUGGGAGGGAGGACCAAUCGGCGCGGGCGCACGGAGGUCAAGCUCAGGCAGCGCCAUCUUGAGCCUGAUGUGUGUCUCCCUGCACUCUCCGCUCUCCCUUCAUUUACCGCAAGACAAUACACUCCUUUCCCCAAAGCAUGACGUGGGAGUGAAGAGCAAAGCCGUAUAGUCCCAUAGAGUCCCACGUAUCAAGCUGGGAGUGGCGUGAAAAGGAGUUUUGUGUGAAUAUUUACUCCCAGGUGUGUGUGUCCCCCAUGAGAAGACCGAGAUAGGCGUGGAUAUUCCGUGUGUUCUACCAGGAUUCCUGCUCCAAGGACCCACUCCAAGGACCUCAGGCCAUCUCAUUAUGGAUGGUGCUUUAUAUGGUGUAUGAGCUGAUGCCAUCACUGUUGGUGCCCUCUAGUGACAUGGCCCCUGGAUGGUAGCCCAAGCUGCCAAACCCCCACACUUCCUCAGCCGCUGACCGUGCUGACCCGCCAAAAACUAGUGCCAUCCACAGCACACACCAAAAUUAAGCAAUGUCUGCCAGUGUACGCACCACCCUUCAAACGGUGCCUGAGGCAUUGCCAGCUGAUCAUGUCACCAAGUCGAAGGUAAGGGCAACAAGUGUCGCUGGCGGAUCAACCAGGGUGAGUGAGAGCAAGACAAGCAGCAAGGCGGCCGAGAAGGGACACCGGCCAAGGGGCGAGGAUGGCGUGGGCGGAAUGUCGAGCUCCGGGGGCGGCGGGGGCAGCGGGUCGUCCUCGUCAUCAGUGCGGGGCUCCUCCUCCCGAUCACGGACGGAGGAGAUCGGCAAGUACCGUCUCCUCAAGACCAUCGGCAAGGGGAACUUCGCCAAGGUCAAGCUGGCGAAGCACGUUCCUACGGGCAAAGAGGUGGCCAUCAAAAUUAUAGACAAAACACAACUAAAUCCUGGGUCAUUACAAAAACUUUUCCGAGAGGUGCGAAUCAUGAAAAUCCUUGACCAUCCAAACAUCGUCAAACUCUUCCAAGUAAUAGAAACAGAAAAGACAUUGUACCUGGUAAUGGAGUAUGCUAGUGGAGGGGAGGUUUUUGACUAUUUGGUCUUCCAUGGUAGAAUGAAGGAGAAGGAGGCCAGGGCAAAGUUCAGACAGAUUGUCUCUGCUGUACAGUACUGUCAUCAAAAGAAGAUUAUUCACAGAGAUUUAAAAGCAGAAAAUUUACUCUUAGAUUCUGAAAUGGUCAUCAAAAUAGCAGAUUUUGGUUUUAGUAACGAGUUUACACCUGGGAACAAAUUGGACACAUUCUGUGGUAGCCCCCCUUAUGCAGCACCUGAGCUAUUUCAAGGCAAGAAGUAUGAUGGCCCAGAGGUAGAUGUGUGGUCAUUGGGUGUGAUACUCUACACACUUGUGUCUGGCUCACUACCCUUCGAUGGGUCUAACUUAAAAGAAUUAAGAGAACGGGUACUAAGAGGGAAGUAUCGUAUACCUUUCUACAUGUCAACUGACUGUGAAAACCUGCUCAAGAAGUUCCUGGUGCUCAACCCAGCACGGCGGGCAUCACUAGAGACAAUAAUGAAAGACAGAUGGAUGAACAUUGGUUACGAGGAUGAUGAACUAAAGCCGUAUGUGGAACCUGUUAUGGACUAUGAUGAUGUAAAAAGAAUUGAAAUCCUGAGUGAAAUGGGUUACCUAAGGACAGAGAUUGAGGAGAGUUUGAAAGGUCAGAAGUAUGAUGAUGUGUAUGCCACCUACCUGCUGCUGGGACGGAGAUCUUCAGAUCUUGAGAGUGAUGGCUCCAGGUCAGGAAGCUCCCUUUCACUGCGCAACACGAGUCUAACACCCCGAGGUCAGGAGUCCAGUGGAGCCGCCCAAUCCCCUUCUCACUCGCACCGAGGAGUUCACCGUUCGGUCUCGGCCACCAACUCUAAGCCUUCCUCUCGUAGAGCAUCCUCUGGUGGGGAGACCAUUCGUGGUGGAGGAACAACUCCUGUGUCAACUAAUGCACAGAACCAUGCAGGAACCAACAACUUCCGGCGGCAGAACACUGUUGAUUCUGCAACCAUCAGGGAGAACACUGCCAGGCUGGCACAAGGAGGGGUUCCUACUACCUCUAGUUCCCGCUCAGCGGCACUCAAGAACCAAAACAUCACUGCCCUAGAUCCUUCAGGGGCACCCAGCAAGACUGGAGCAGGAGCAGGUGCAGCGACAAGCCCUGGUGUUGGCAAGUCUCGCACUGCACAGAAGAGCAACACCAUAACCACCAGAAUGAGUGGUUCCGGCAGACGCUCAACAAUCACCUACGAUCCAAGUAAAGCAUCGUCAACGGAAAAGACGAAUAUUACGAAUGUUCCGGAUUCUGCCAGUGGUGUGGCUGCAGUACCACUCCUCCCUGGGGCCCCUCCCUCAUGUGUGGUGGGGGCCCCGGUGGACAGCCUGUCCCAUGGCCACCCCUCGACAGCCACUAACUCUCGACCUGCAAAAGGUCAUUUCAAGUCAGCGUCCAUUUCUGCGGGCACGGGUGCUGGUCCAGGUCGAGUGGAUCUCUCGCCCCUAGACCACCCCCUAGAUCCUUUACGGUCAAGCUCAUCGAACAAAACUCCUGUAUCACCUGUCUCAACCAAUCGCAAUCCCUUCCCUCGAAACCACCAAAGUCGAUCAACGUUCCAUAGUGGACAAAACCGACGAAAUAACAACACGUACGGAGGAGUUGGAGCGCCUCUAACUACUCAAGAUACAAGUGUACUAUCAUCUGCCAGUAGAACCAGUUUCUUCUCCAAAUUAUCUUCUAAAUUCUCAAAACGCCCCCUGGAAACACCAACUAGGCAAGCUGCUAGCUUCACAAGCCCAUCUGUGAAUAAUGAUGAACAAGUCAAGCCUCGGUCAUUGCGCUUCACGUGGAGCAUGAAAACAACCUCUUCACGUGACCCCAAUGACAUCAUGGCCGAGAUUCGCAAGGUGUUAGAUGCAAACAACUGUGAUUAUGAGCAGCGAGAAAAGUUCUUGCUUCUAUGCGUUCAUGGGGACCCUAACACAGACUCCUUAGUACAAUGGGAGAUUGAGGUGUGUAAGCUGCCAAGACUUAGUUUGAAUGGUGUUCGAUUCAAGAGGAUAUCAGGAACUUCUAUUGGAUUUAAGAAUAUUGCUAGCAAGAUUGCCAAUGAGCUGAAACUGUGACUACAAGGAGAAUUUGAACUAGGUGAUUCUCUAGUAGAAGUACCACUUGGGCACAACACAGCCUGAAUCAUGGUCUUCUCAUCAGGAAGUGAAAGGGGGGGUGCCUCAAGUGAUGUCUCUGGGUCACACGAUCUUGUUGAAAGAUUCAGGGAAUUAAAACAUAUUCCGAAGUGUGCCUAACAUACAUCUGAAUUGCUCUUGUUAAAAAUGUUAAUAGAUAAAUGUUGGCACUGCAAAUUUUCGGAGCUGUUUUCAGAAUGCAUUUUCGUGUCCUGACCUGGAGUGUUUUGGCAACCCCCCUAUGAAGCUCACAGAAAACGAUUACAAGCUCACUCAUGGAAGAAUUCUCAUUUUAAGUUCCACAGGCCUCACCUGAAGCACCAUUGGCUUGUUGGCUUCCCAUCCUCACUCUCCAAAGUAUAAAGUGGAACCCUCUCGCUGUUCGAAAUCCAGUUGCCUUUUGAAAUUAAUUGCGACCACAACACUUGUUUACAUAAAAUGUACUAAGCUAUCUUGA